AUGAAUGUGCCCCUUGUCUGCGACUAUGGCUCCGGCUUCAGCAAGGUGGGCUUUUCAGGAACAGCAGCGCCCCUGGCCAUAUUCCCAACCAUCCUCGGGAAACUUCGGCACGACAAUCCGUUGGUGGGAAUGGAAGAGAAAGACUGGUUCAUCGGAGCUGAGGUUCAGAAUAAAAGGGGGCAACUCAACCUGCAGUACCCCGUCUCCCGGGCGACCAUCGCCGACUGGGACAACAUGGAAAAGAUCUGGCAUCACUCCUUCUACCAGGUCCUCCACAUCGCCCCGGAGCAGCAUCCCCUGAUGGUGACAGAACCACCUUUAAACACAAUGUCCAACAAAGAGAAAGUGUCGCAGAUCCUGUUUGAGACCUUCAACGUGCCUGCCCUGUACUUAGCCAACCAAGGAGUCUUUUCUCUGUACGCCUCCGGCCAAACCUCUGGAACAACCAUUGAAUCUGGAGAAGGAAUGACAUACUUCGUGCCCAUCGUUGAGGGCUGUCCUUUGCAUCAGUCGACCAUCCAGAUGGACGUGGCAGGCCAAGACCUAACCUUGUACCUCCUGCAACUAUUGACAGACAGUGGGCACUCAUUGGUGGGCACAGCCGACAGGGAGUACAUCCGGGACGUGAAAGAGAAAUGUUGCCAUGUGGCUUUGGACUUCAACAAGGGAAAAAUGAAAGCCAGCUCGCCUUCCAAUGCACAGAAAUAUCAGCUGCCUGACGGCCGAGAGAUCAACAUUGGGCGGGAGAGGUUUUCCUGCCCCGAAGCGCUCUUCCAGACAAACCUCAUAGGGAGGAACAACCUAGGUAUCCACAUGAUGGCCUUCCGGAGCAUCAGCUCCUGCAAUCCCACCCUCUGGAGGGUUCUCUUUGGCCACGUCGUAUUGUCCGGAGGUACUGGCUCCUGUUCUGGCUUGCAGCUCCGGAUGCAGAAAGAAAUAUCCGCCCUGGUUACCCCCACAAUCAACGUAAAGGUGUCCACCUCUCCGUAUUCCAGAUACGGCGCCUGGGUGGGUGGCUCCAUCCUGUGCUCACUCUCUACCUUCAAGGACAUGUGGGUCACCAGCGAUGAGUACAAGGACAUCGGUUCCUCUAUGGUCAGUAGGAGAAGCUUCUGA
Diceros bicornis minor is the source of this 1116-nucleotide messenger RNA. RefSeq lists its product as uncharacterized. The coding region runs from base 1 to 1116 and encodes 371 amino acids. The record is from RefSeq and is a predicted model, not a curated record. NCBI's taxonomy places the organism in Eukaryota, Metazoa, Chordata, Mammalia, Perissodactyla, Rhinocerotidae. The transcript is spliced from 8 exons.